UUGUCAAAACGACGCCGUAUUGCCGUGUACGCUUUUAUUACUAAUUACUUAAUAUUUAUAGUUUAUUACUUACUGUUUCGGGCUCAUACUCAUAUAUUUGCUUGCUAAAAUGACAUCCAUAGGGCCUAAGAAAGACGGCGGGCCAAAUGUUGAGUAUUUCCAAUCAUCGGAAUCACUUUCACAGUUUGAUCAAAUUCGAGUUUGGUUGCAGAAGAAUUGCAAAAAGCAUGUCCAAACGGAUCCCCCUACGAAGGAAGGGCUGGCGCAACUCGUCGUUCAGCUGAUACAAUACCAGGAGAACAAGCUUGGCAAGAAUGCCACUGAUCCACCAUUCUUGAGGCUUCCAAUGAAAGUGUUCAUGGACAUGAAGCCGGGAGGAGCUCUGUGUACUGUGCUCGCCACCAUGUUCCGCUUCAAGUCGGAGCAGAGGUGGCGCAAGUUCGACUUCCAGGUCGGUAAGAACCCGUCCCGGAAGGACCUGAACGUGCAAAUGAUGAUGGAGAUCGAGUCAGCUCUGAUGAGCUCGGAGCUGAUCCGGUCUCCGUGCGUAUAUAUCCGGCCCGAGGUCGACAAGAACACUGCCAAUAAGAUUAAGGACAUCGUCGUCAACCACCAAGGAGAGAUCGUAGAGGAUGAAGAGGAAGCGACGCACAUCGUGUAUCCGACAGUGGACCCCCUCGAGGAGGAGUACGCGCGGCCGGUGUUCCGGCGCGGGAACAACGUGCUCGUGCACUGGUACUACUUGCCUGACAGCCACGACACCUGGGCUCAAGCUGACUUGCCUGUGGAGGUACCAGAGGUAGCGAACUGGGAGUGCACCCGCGGGGAGCCGUGGCGGGUGUCAGCCACGUGGGUGCUCGACCUGCCGCAAUACAACGAGUGGAUGAACGAGGAAGACUACGAGGUCGACUCCAGCGGCAAGAAGAAGGUGCACAAGUUGCGUCUGUCCGUAGACGAUCUGAUCCCCGGCGGGGAAACGUCCAGCAAGAGCAAAAAGGGAAGCAAAAGGAAGCGUUCUCCCUCUCCGCCACCGCAGAAACACGGAAAGAGGAAGAGCCGUAUUACGAAGCGUCGCGACAACGAUGGCGAGGAUGACGACGACAGCGCCUCGCGGGACAACACUGACGCGGUCCCCACACCAGAAACAGAACGAUCGGCUGACAGUCAGUAUUCACCCUCUCCUUUUACGCUUACCACACCUUCAGCCACCCCAGCGGAGACAGCGCCGAGCACCGCGCCCAACACGGAUGCACCAUCCACGCCCGCGCCACCCUCUGACGCCCACGACGACUCCCAGGGCAAGCACAGUGACUCCAAUACACAGGAAAUGUUAUCAAAGGAGGAAAUGGAAGACAACGUAACGGACCAAACUCACCACAUCGUGGUCCCAUCCUACUCGGCCUGGUUUGACUACAACUCGAUCCAUACCAUCGAGAAGCGAGCUCUACCGGAGUUCUUCAAUGGCAAGAACAAAUCCAAGACGCCAGAAAUCUACCUCGCUUACAGAAACUUCAUGAUCGACACGUACCGUCUGAACCCAACCGAGUACCUGACCAGCACGGCCUGCCGCCGGAACCUUGCGGGCGACGUGUGCGCCAUCAUGCGCGUGCACGGCUUCCUAGAGCAGUGGGGGCUCAUCAACUACCAGUUGGAGGCGGAUUCCCGUCCGACAGCCAUGGGCCCGCCGCCGACGUCUCACUUCCACGUGCUCUCCGACACACCGUCGGGCCUGCAGCCGUUACAGCCGCGCCCCUCGCAGCCUAGACCUGUGGAGAACGCGGCCAUUCCGAAGGUCGAAGCGGGUUUGCCGAACGGCUCCGAAGUAGGCGCUCCGCCCGGCGCCGCGGCCGCCGCAGCCGCCGCCGUCGCCGCCGCCGCCGCGCCCGCUAUCAAGACCGAGCCCUCCAUCGACCUCGGGGGAGCUACUGGCUUGAAGAUGGAUCAGUACCGCGGCGGUGCUCGUGGCCGCGAAUGGACAGAGCAGGAGACGCUGUUGUUGCUGGAAGCGCUGGAACUCCACCGCGACGACUGGAACCGCGUGGCGGCGCACGUCGGCACCCGCACGCACGACGAGUGCAUCCUGCACUUCCUGAGGCUGCCCAUCGAAGACCCCUACCUCACCGACGCACCUUCAGGUGGUGUGCUGGGCCCGCUAGCAUACCAGCCCAUACCAUUCAGCAAGACUGGCAACCCUGUGAUGAGCACGGUCGCGUUCCUGGCAUCCGUCGUCGACCCUCGCAUCGCUUCCAAGGCCACUAAAGCUGCCAUGGAGGAGUUUGCUGCUAUCAAGGACGAGGUCCCGGCGGCCAUGAUGGAGGCGCACGUGAAGGCGGCGGGAGCGCACGGGCCGGCCGCCGCGCUCGCCGCCACCGGCAUCGCUGGCACCGCGCCUGAACUCUCUCCCUCAGCCCCAGAGAAGAAGGAGGGAGGUGAGGGCGUGAAGACGGAGGCAAUGGAGACGGAGGAACCGGAGGGAGCCGCCAAAUUGAAGGAGGAGCCUGCGGAGACGCCCGCGCCCUCCGAAGACAGCAAGGAGCAAGUGAAAGAAGAGGCUGACUCGACACCCGCGCCGCAGACCACCGAGCCAGCACCAACGGCAGUGGACGCUAAGCUGCAGUCGGCUGCGGCGUCGGCGCUGGCCGCGGCCGCGGUCAAGGCGAAGCACCUCGCCGGCGUGGAGGAGCGCAAGAUCAAGUCUCUUGUCGCGCUCCUCGUCGAGACCCAGAUGAAGAAGCUCGAGAUCAAAUUGCGGCACUUCGAAGAGUUGGAAGCUACCAUGGAGCGGGAGAGAGAAGGUUUGGAGUACCAACGGCAACAGCUGAUCCAGGAGCGACAGCAGUUCCACUUGGAGCAACUGAAGGCGGCCGAGUUCCGCGCCAGGCACCAAGCACAUCAGAGGUUGCAAGCGGAGGGCGGCAUCAUCGCGCAGCCGGCGGUGGCGGGGCCGCCGGAGCAGGCCGCGCCCGAGGCCGCGCCGCCCACCGCGCAGCCGCACGCCUAGAAUAUACUACACCUCUAACUUCACCUUCGACGAUACAAUACAACCAAAUAGACGCGUAACAGCCAGCGCAGACCAAGAGCAACGACGCGGCUAAAUCUUUCUGAUAUCGCUGGAAUAUCAAUUUUAUUACCAUCUCGCAUAAAGUGCAAUCUUCUCCCUAUUGAAUAUACGGUUCGCGGCGUAUCGAGCCCAUGCCAAGAGGACUUUAUGCAAAUGAUAUUAAAGUUGAUUUUUCCGUGUUGUCUGAAAGUGAACGGGUAGUCGUUGCUUUAUCUGCGCUGACGGUAAUAUUUGAUUUUUCGCAUAUAAUUCAUCCCGUUAACUAGAUAGGGUAAUGGGGGGAAAGCGAUAUGCCGCGUUCUGAUUAGCCCACCCAAGAUCGUAAACAUGUCGAAAGUCGGUUGCGAGUUAUCGAACAUUCUCGCGUGGCAUUAUAUAACAUAAUCCGUUCGUCUAUUAUUAGGGGUAUUGUAUCGUCGAUAGACCUAGCAUAAACAUACAUAACUAAAUAGUGCAAGCCUUCAUUGAAAUUUGAAACUGCCAUUUGGUUCCACGGUCUCGAUGGUCGCAUCACCCGAUUGAAGUUCCUCGCUACACCGGCGGGCUCCGUGCGGCCGUCGGGACGAGUCGAACCGUUUUUGAACUAUUCAUAGAUAAGGACCAUUCCAAUGUUUGUACAAGCAUGAUCUGACAACACGACACGGCGAUGUCGCGACGGUAUCGCAGGACACCCUGCUCAUAGGGAGUACGCUAAAGCGCGCCCAUAUUUCUACACUACCGGUAAUUGUUUAUAUUUAUUACAUGAAAUUUAAGCUUAAGUGAUUAAUAAAUGUUUUCAAACAAUGAUUUAAUUAAUUAAUGUAUUAGCCAAGUGAAUGCGUAAUUUAAUCGAUGAAUUGUAUUUGAAAUUUGUAUUUACACCAACCACAUUUUUACAGUAUUUAAUUGGUAAUGUAAUGUUGCAAAAGGUUUAUGUUUAUGAUUUUAAUGUACUGGAAUAGUGGUGGCGAUUUGCUGAUUUAGAUAUAAGUUUAGUAUAUAGCCUUAGGAGUCAUUUUAUUAAUAUGUCCUGAGUUGAAAUAAAGAUGUCGAAGUA
Molecule: messenger RNA, 4097 nt
Organism: Pectinophora gossypiella (pink bollworm)
Lineage: Eukaryota; Metazoa; Arthropoda; Insecta; Lepidoptera; Gelechiidae
Gene: mor
Product: SWI/SNF complex subunit SMARCC2
Exons: 20
Coding region: 110-3001 (963 amino acids)
Biological process (GO): positive regulation of DNA-templated transcription
Cellular component (GO): SWI/SNF complex
Molecular function (GO): histone binding; DNA binding
Source: RefSeq, a predicted model, not a curated record